GUCACCAAACUGCGACACAACGGGGGAAAUAGCGCCACAUUUUUUUUGGCUGCGCCAAAUAAUUUUGGGUAUUUUCAACAUUAUCGCCCUUGCCCCCUGCCAAAAAUAUUCUGCUGGGAUAACGUUUGUAGACCAUGAGUUUGUUUGGGACGACCACUGGGUUUGGAACAGGAGGGACCAGUGUCUUUGGAAGCACAACGACAGACAGCCACAAUCCUAUGAAGGAUGUUGAAGUGACUUCGCCUCCUGAUGACAGCAUCAGCUGCCUGGCUUUCAGUCCGCCCACCUUACCAGGAAAUUUCCUCAUUGGAGGAUCGUGGGCUAAUGAUGUCAGGUGCUGGGAAGUGCAGGACAAUGGACAGACUGUCCCCAAAGCCCAGCAGAUGCACACAGGUCCAGUGCUGGAUGCUUGCUGGAGUGAUGAUGGUAGUAAAGUGUUCACGGCUUCUUGUGACAAGACAGCCAAGAUGUGGGAUCUUAACAGCAAUCAAGCAAUGCAGAUUGCACAGCAUGAAGGUCCAAUCAAAGCUAUCCACUGGAUAAAGGCCCCAAACUACAGCUGUAUCAUGACUGGCAGUUGGGACAAAACACUGAAGUUCUGGGACACCCGCUCUCCCAAUCCCAUGAUGUCUCUGCAGAUGCCAGAGAGAUGCUACUGUGCAGAUGUCGUUUACCCCAUGGCGGUGGUUGCCACAGCUGAGAGAGGCCUGAUUGUGUACCAACUGGAGAAUCAGCCGUCUGAAUUUCGCAGAAUAGACUCUCCUCUUAAACAUCAGCACCGUUGUGUAGCCAUUUUCAAGGACAAGCAGAACAAGCCCACAGGCUUUGCACUGGGGAGCAUCGAGGGUCGAGUGGCCAUCCACUAUAUCAACCCUCCAAACCCAGCCAAAGACAACUUCACCUUUAAGUGCCACAGGUCCAAUGGAACCAACACAACCACUCCACAGGACAUCUACGCUGUGAAUGCUAUCUCCUUCCAUCCUGUCCAUGGCACACUGUCCACUGUGGGCUCGGAUGGUCGCUUCAGCUUCUGGGACAAAGACGCCCGCACCAAGUUGAAGACAUCGGAGCAGCUUGACCAGCCCAUCACAGCCUGCUGCUUCAACAACAAUGGCAACAUCUUUGCAUAUGCUUCCAGUUACGACUGGUCGAAGGGCCAUGAGUACUACAACCCCCAGAAAAAGAACUACAUCUUCCUGAGGAACGCCGCAGAGGAGCUGAAGCCUCGUAACAAGAAAUGAUUCAUCGUGCUGAGUCGCAUCUGUUGUGAGGAAAUGCGGAAGACCUGCUGCUUUAGUGUGUGUAUACGCUCGAGACAGACUCCUUCCUUUCGGGAAAACACCUGGACCAAUGCUGUGGUGCUGCGUGUACUGUGCAUGGACCAAUCUGAGGGGCCCACUCAACCUGGUGUUGAUGACAACUGCGUGAAAAUAGGCCAUCAUAGAAGGGGAGGGCUUUAUUUGUCAUUCACCUUGAUGUUUUGAUAUUCUUUUUUUAAGUGUCCAGCUCCUCUAUUCUUUUUCUAUCUCCCAAAGACUUCAUUCUUUUUGGUUUAAUUUCAAUCCGUGGUUCAGCUCCAUUCAUUCAAGUGGGAUGUAAAAUAAAAUACCAACAUGCAUACUCUUA
Molecule: messenger RNA, 1626 nt
Organism: Solea senegalensis (Senegalese sole)
Lineage: Eukaryota; Metazoa; Chordata; Actinopteri; Pleuronectiformes; Soleidae
Gene: rae1
Product: ribonucleic acid export 1
Exons: 13
Coding region: 135-1241 (368 amino acids)
Biological process (GO): transcription-dependent tethering of RNA polymerase II gene DNA at nuclear periphery; RNA export from nucleus
Cellular component (GO): nuclear pore
Molecular function (GO): RNA binding; ubiquitin binding
Source: RefSeq, a predicted model, not a curated record